GUGGUACCCAGGCAGCCCUACUGCUUUGGGAUGGGGUUUUCUUCUCAUGAAGAAAUGUGUAUCUCCAAUCUCAUUUCCAGGCUCCUGCAUGGUUCGUGAUGCUUCAGGAAAUAGGACUGACAUAGGUGUGCAGAAUGGGAGCUGCCUGGGCGCAGUGUGCCAGUGUGGCUGGGAUUUGGGAUUUCAGCAGUUGCCGAGAGCAAAGGUCCUGCCACUUCGGGCUGUCUAAUCACUACCAGGCCAUGAGCAUGGUGUCUGUCUUCAGUCCCCUGACAUCUUCUGCUAUCUUCAGUAUCACUCUGUUCUUUGCCCUUGCCUGCUUUGUUUCAGCCCCCAAAGUUUUCCAGGGCUCUCCCUCCUGGGCUCUCUGCUCUGCCCAUCCUGCUCCUCCUCACUUGGUGGGUAGCACUCAUGGCUGUGUUGCUUAUCCUUCUGCUGUUGCUGUAUAUAUUCUACAAAAAACCUGGUGAGUGGGAUGGGGGCUAGGA
This is a messenger RNA of Microcebus murinus (gray mouse lemur), 488 nucleotides long. The record is from RefSeq and is a predicted model, not a curated record. NCBI's taxonomy places the organism in Eukaryota, Metazoa, Chordata, Mammalia, Primates, Cheirogaleidae.